AUGGCGCCCCUCACUCGGUCUGCUGCUUCCUUUAGAGGCAAUCUCCGGUCACAGGUCGCGCAACCACCCAAAGAACCUGAAAUCAUCGACAUUGACGAACAAUCUGUGGAUGAUGAAGAAAUGCUAGAAGAGGAAGGAGAAGAAAUUGAUGAAGAUGAGGAGAUGGAUGACCUCAACGGAGAUGCAGCCUCGGACACGGGAUCCGUUGUGCCCGUGUCAGAGCCCAGUCUCAAAUCAGUCAUGGGCGCAACAGGCAAGCCCCAGGACACGCCUGAGCUGUUUACCGCUGCCGGUGCCCAGGAGGCACUACAUCCCCUUCGCCGAACCGCCGACCGCGUUACUCGCCAGAUCGAAGCCUUUGCCGAGAAAUUAGAUCAAUUCAAACGGAAGAAUACCGAUGAUGAGUUCCAGAGAGUCCAGGCAGCUUAUAAGCUCGUGGAGAGCUACCGCGACCUGGCGCAAAAUGCCAUCCAGGAGGUUGCCAGACAGCAGACCCUCAAGCGAGCCAAGAUGGGCUUUCGCGCGAGUGAAUCGCAAGAUACUGAGGCUGAUGCGGAGUUGAAUGACCUGCAGCUGGAAGCAAACACCUGGCGUCUUCUUCUCAACCUGAUCAGCAUCGAUGACCCUGCCAGCCGGGCUAGCUUCAAGGAAGGACGGCAGACGGCUUUUCAAAACCUGCACCGGUACUCGUCUGAUCGCGAGAUCUGGGAGCAGUUUUUGAAUGCGGACCACUAUGCUCUCGAAUGCGUGGUUGCCAUGCGAUGGUUGGAGGAGACGUCCAAGACCGGGGACCAGGAAAUGGAAAUUCUGAUCACGGACAUGGAGGCUCAGGCGGAAAGAGGCCAGGGCUUGUGGGCGCAUGGCUGGCUCUUUACUAAGGAGGCCAUCAAGGGACACAAACGACUACGUGCAUGGCCGCAACCUCUCGAGCCGAAUGACCCGGGGAUCUCUCGUUCGCUGUUGAGUACGGAAGAGCAGAAGCCCUUGAUCACGCAGCUGGAUCCGGAUGCCCUCGCUCGGCAAAGGCGCUCCCUCGAGAAACAGGACGGAUUCUAUGAACGUGCCACCUGGAUGAUGUGCUGGAAGAUGUUGCGGCAGGGUGAGAGCUGGACGAAGAUCCGCGACUGGGCCCAGGGUCGUCUGGAGAGCUGGCGGGCUGUCAGCCUGUGUGGCUCCAGUGUGGACCCGCACACGAGCAACACCCGGACGCCAGUGGACGAUGGAAUGACUCGUUUCAUGAGCAGCAAGGCUCAUGACUCGUGGCGUGACGCCUGCUUUGCUCUGACGCAGAACCCCAACACAGAAGAUUUUCAGCGUGCAGUCUACGGGCUGCUCUGUGGAGAGACGGAGCCUGCGGCGAAGGUCUGUCGCAACUGGGACGACUAUCUCUAUGUGUACUUCAACCGAGCUGUGCUCUCGCGGUAUCAAGGGUUUUGCAGGCAGUUCCAGCGAAAGCUGAGCCACUCCCCCAACACGCCUGUGGUCUUCAAGCCAGAGCCCGCCGGACAUGCAGACCUGCAAAAGUUCAUUCAAUAUUUGAGAGGCAACGAAAAGGUCGCUGGCGAUGCACACGAUCCCUUCCGCAAUCUCCAGGCCACGAUCCUGAGUAAAGGAUACGACUCGUAUUUCCCCGCUCUCGCCCAGGCUGUCUCUCAGGUCAGCGCCAACAGAUUCGGAGCCUCCACCCUCAUUCCGGAUGUGGUGCGCACACAGACAGACGAACCGUCCCUUAUCACUGCCGAUGACGAUGAAGCCCUGAAAGUUGCGGCCCACGUUCUUGUGGUUAUUAACGCAAUUGGCUACGCUCGCGCAGAUUCUCAGUUCUUUGAGACUGCGUCUGUGGUCGUGGCUGGAUACAUUGCCACGUUGGAAGAGAAGGGACUCUACAACACCAUUCCGCUAUACGCGUCCCUUCUCCCUACAGAAAUGGCCCAUAGCGUCUUCUCGAAGAUUCUGAUCGACGUUGUCGAUCCCCGGACACGCAUGCAGCUGGUCCGGCUCAUGAAGAAGCAUGGCAUUGACGUCGAGGCUGUCCUGGACACCCAAUGGUCGUGGUUGGCCGCCGGUGGUAUUGCGGCGACCAGACGGCACUUUGUCGCUGAAUCCCCCCAGAAGGACCUGAUUGGGACAGCCAUUGCCGAUGAAGACGAGAAAAUGAUCCGCAGUUUGGAAUGGCGUCGCUCUGUGGGUGACCAGUGGUCCGAGAUGGUCGAUCUUGGAGCUUGGCUGUACCGCAAAUUCUAUGUUGCAAACAAUCUUGCAGCUGCUCGUGAAUUGUCUCAUCGCAUGUCGCUGGAAGAGAUGUCCCAAGAGAUCUUUGGGUAUAACAUGGUUGAGAACCCUCCCGCGGAGGAUAUGUUUGAAGAGGAGGAUGUACUAAUAAGCCAGAUCAAGCUGAAGCGAAAUGGUACUCAUCGACGAAGCCUUUCCGGCUCCAGCACAACUGGAUUGAGCAAGGACACUAUCGCGUGGUAUGAAUGCCAGAGAAUGCUCGACUUUGAACGAAUCACUCUGGCAUUCGAUGGUCUGGAGAAGUUUGCCAUGGUCCAUGAGCAGAUUUCCAAGAUAAAACGUCGACGAGACUCGGGCACCGUGAAAGAUCUCACCCUGGAAGUGAAAGAACUCAUAGGGGUGGUUGAAAGUCAGGUGUCGAGAGUGGUUGAAGAGUGGCUGCCUUCGUCUGAGAACGCCGAAGAGGAAAAGGAUUACGAGUAUAUCCGCCGGACCUAUCUUCCCGAUUUAUUCCUGGAUUACCACAACGCGGUUUACUUCGCCAGUGCCUGUCUCAAUCAGCCGAAUCUCCUGGUGCAGUGCAUGGAAUUGUCAGUCCAUAUCGCCAACAGCCCGCAGUUGACCCGCAGCUUCACGGACUCGCGGCGCAUGGCCGAGCUUGUGGAUGCGCUGGCUCUGUCAUCCAAGGCCUUGGUAAUUAGCAACGCCAAGAACGACCACUACGUUGACAAGAAACAUCGUACGCCGGGCAUCUGGCGCGUGGAUCCCCCGGACGAGGGUGAGCACGCGUUUCUUCAGGGGCAGUGA
Messenger RNA from Penicillium alfredii, 3039 nucleotides. Its product is annotated as nucleoporin Nup84/Nup107 family protein. Bases 1 to 3039 code for a protein of 1012 amino acids. Gene Ontology annotation, molecular function: structural constituent of nuclear pore. Gene Ontology annotation, biological process: protein import into nucleus; post-transcriptional tethering of RNA polymerase II gene DNA at nuclear periphery; regulation of DNA-templated transcription. The transcript has 7 exons. The record is from RefSeq and is a predicted model, not a curated record. Gene Ontology annotation, cellular component: nuclear pore; nuclear pore outer ring. Lineage: Eukaryota; Fungi; Ascomycota; Eurotiomycetes; Eurotiales; Aspergillaceae.